AUGGAGAAUAUCUACAUGUGGGUUUUCAAGGAAAAGCCUGAGAAUGCUCUGGGUAAGAUGCAGCCGCAGAGUUAUAUGAAUGGCCAUUCUCGUCAAGGGGAUCGACCCUUUCCAUUUAGUGUUGAUAAAGGUUUUGUUCAAUCCCAUAGGAUGCAACAUAAGCAUUGCAGGGGUCUGUCUAACCCUCAGUGUAUUCAUGGCAUUGAGGUUGUUCCUUCACCCAAUCUCACGGAUCUUGAUGAAGAUGACUGCAGAAGAUGGGCAGAACUCACUGGAAGGGACUCGAACUUUACCAUCCCACUUGAAGCAAGGAGGUCGAAGUCACUGGAAGGGGUAUGUACUGUGCUGCAGCAGGAGUGCCAGCCUGGGGAAGCGUUGGUGGAAUGGAGGUCUUCCGAGCAGCUGGAAAAUAGGAUCCCAUCAACGUCGCCCCCUUACUGGGAUAGCAGUGACGAUGAUGACGGUAUGUCAUUUGUCCCCUUCAGGAUACUUGGAAUCCAUGUUAAUGAAUUCCUUUUGUUGGUUCUAUUUUAG
Molecule: messenger RNA, 534 nt
Organism: Fraxinus pennsylvanica
Lineage: Eukaryota; Viridiplantae; Streptophyta; Magnoliopsida; Lamiales; Oleaceae
Source: the annotation of a GenBank genome assembly